Colletotrichum abscissum is the source of this 240-nucleotide messenger RNA. RefSeq lists its product as uncharacterized. The record is from RefSeq and is a predicted model, not a curated record. Bases 1 to 240 code for a protein of 79 amino acids. Lineage: Eukaryota; Fungi; Ascomycota; Sordariomycetes; Glomerellales; Glomerellaceae. The transcript has a single exon.
AUGACCUUCUCCGAUUGCGAGUGGUAUUCCAACACGGGCUCUGGUCCUGCUAGCAGCCGCGAGGACUUUUGCGCAGCAAAUUGCCCAAACGAUCGCGUCCGCGUGGCCAUGGACCUGAGAGCCCCGGGGUGCUCUGGUGGCGGCAAGGCAAGAUGCUGUAUCCCUAGCUACUACGAAGCCGUUGAAGUAGAAAUCGAAAAGCCGGGCGUAUGGAGGGACUCUUUGAAGGUGAGGUAUUGA